Messenger RNA from Phalacrocorax carbo (great cormorant), 2637 nucleotides. Lineage: Eukaryota; Metazoa; Chordata; Aves; Suliformes; Phalacrocoracidae. The record is from RefSeq and is a predicted model, not a curated record.
GGGCGCCGGGGCGGCAGCGGCACCUCGGGGAGCGGCGUGGGGGGACCCCGUCCCGUCCCGUCCCGUCCCGUCCCGUCCCGUCCCGCCCCGCACUGUCCUCUCCUGCUCGGGAAUUGGGUGCUACUGGAUCUGCUGGAUCACGGAGAUCGUGGGUGAUGCUGUACAUCUCAUUGGAGACGAGCUUCUCACAAGUGACCUCGAUCCAUGUGUUCAUUCACUGAUGUCCAUCUUGUCUCUUCGCGAUCUUACUCAGCAAAGUGCCUAAGGCUUGCAGCAGCGACCAAAGUUAGAAGGACCUGACUUCUGAACAUAUCAGGCAGGAUGAAAGACCGGCUAAAUGAGCUGCGUGAAUUUGCCAGGUUACACAACCAACAUUUUUCUGAUAAUGAGGAUGAUGAAAAUUCACCCCAUGAUGUUCUCCUUUAUGAAACUGAUUAUGCCUUGGAAAUCCUUCAUAAAGAUAUAGAGAACAUCCGGACAGAAAAUGACCACCUAAAAGAGGACGUCAAGCGGCUCCGAAAGCAAAACACACGCUUCCUUACUUCCAUGCGCCGCCUUAGUAGCAUCAAACGAGAUACUAAUUGUAUUGCCAGAGACAUCAAGGCCCGUGGAGAAAGCAUCCACAGAAAACUCCAGAUAAUGAGAGAUUUCAGCGAAGAUGCAAUAACAAAAUACGGGGCUAUGUCUGUCAUUGCCAGGGUAGCGAAGAACCACUACGUUGACCUCAUGCAUGCAUUUCAGGAAGCUAUGUUUGAAUACAACGCGACAGAGAUGAACCAAAGGGAGAACUGCAAGAUUCGAAUUCAGCGGCAGCUAGAGAUCAUGGGCAAAGAUGUUUCUGGCAACCAGAUUGAGGAGAUGAUUGAGCAAGGCAAGUGGGAUGUCUUCUCUGAGAAUCUCUUGUCAGAUGUUAAGGGGGCUCGCUCAGCCUUGAAUGAAAUCGAGACACGUCAUAAGGAGCUGGUGAGGCUAGAAAGUCGCAUUAAGGAAGUGCACGAACUUUUUCUGCAGGUGGGCCUGCUAGUGGAGGAACAGGCAGACACCUUCGAUGUCAUUGAGAUAAAUAUGCAAAACGUUGAGGACUACGUAGGAGAAGCUAAAGAGCAAGUGAAAAAAGCUUUGGAAUACAGGAGAAAACACCCGCUCAGAACAAUCCUCUGCUGCUGCUUAUCCUGUUGCAGGAGGUGACCAUCCCACUGAAGCUAUCACAAACCAACUCCAAUGUCUUCAAAUCAGGCGUUCCUUCCAGUGACUUUUCUAUAAUGACAACUCCUAGAAAUCAGGGGAGGACUAUUUUGCAGUUGGUUUUGUUCAUUGCCUUUUUCCUAAAUAUGCUGAAGGCUGUUCUAUUUGAGAGCUCCUAGAAACGACGAUAAAAUUAUUUUUAAUCUAUUUUUAAUUGAAAUGUACUCGGUUGCUGUAACUAGAGGUGCAAGAAGGUCUCUGCAGAAAUACUUUUUUUUCAGAUGGGCGAGAAAGAGGAAUGAAUGAUGGGCUGAUAACUCAGCCUAGGGAAGAUAAGAAAUUUCAAGAUGUAACUUUAUUCUUAUUUGUCAAAGUGAGUCUGCAGGCGGUGCAGCCUUACUGCCUGCGGUGACACGAUACACCACAGAAUCAGGAGGUUUCCAUUUUAACUAGCUUGCAGCCUGCUUGCUGCAAAUACUUGAACAGAUUUUUGCUCUGUUCAUUUGACAAAAUACUGAGGCUGUCAGCAGGAGCAGGACACAGAACUAGUUUCUAUUUCAACUUGACUUCCACCUGUCAUGAAUCUUAGCAGAAGUGUCUGCAUCUUAAAUGAUAACACGCAUGUUUUGCUCUGUGUGCGAGUGAUUGUUUUUCUCCAUUUUGAGUACCCGCAACUUUGUCCAGGUGGCUAGAAGCACUGCAACACUGAGGCACCUCACUGACUUUUAAAUUGAGCCACCGUCUGUACUCUCAAUUUUAAAACUGCCAUGCUUUUAUGCUGCUAAUACAUUUUUUCCUGUCAAUUAACACUUCAGCCAGAAGAGAUGCAUGCAGUGGCCUUCUGCAGAAGCACCUGUAAGAAGACAACAUUUAGGGGGUGGAGAAAGCAUUUUAGGGUCUCCUGUGCUGGCCCAUACACACAAGCAGUUUUAGUGGAAGGAUUAUCCUGUCAAUAGACUUUUAUUUUUUUAUAAGCAUUGAUUGAAUAUGGAUUUUUUGUUAAAUAUUUUGAAUAACAUGAAGGAUUAAAUUUACUAACAUGCAAUUUUACCAGUGUACAAAAACUACAACUUUUCUCCAUUAUUAGUAAAUCUCCACCUGGGAAAGGAAAUAGACAUAUUUGUUCAGUACACGUGAAGAAGAAAGAAAACAACAUUUUAAUGUCAUUUCAGUCCUCUUUUCAAGCUUAGAAGUAAUCACUCCUUUUCUGUGAGGGGAGUCUGCCCGUAGCAGGUUUGGAAUAUGAGGAGGGAAUAGAAGAUUUGCAACCCUGGAAACCACUGAGUGUUGUCAGUGAAACUUGUUCUUAUAAGAUCUGGUGAGCGAUUAUAGCUCCUGCUUCUGGAGGUUUUCCAACUAUAGUAUUUCUAGGUGGCUUCCUGAUACACUGUGAUCUAUUGCUAUCCUUUGAAUUAAUGCAGGGCAUUUUUUCAGAAGUUAGUGACUUUUUUU